GGAACUAACAACAACCAUCUAGCAUGAACCCCAGACUAACCAAGAGCCAGCAGAAAACAAUUUGCUCCCAGUUGGGAAGUGUCAAACUACAGCUACUGUACAAGGCCAGCAUCCAUGGUUUCACCGGCGGAGCCUUCCACCAACAAUGUGACACCCGCUGUCCCACAGUGUCUGUGGGCUAUAACGCCUCCGGUUUUGUGUUUGGAGGCUACACCAAACAACCUUUUAAUCAGUCUGGACAGUACGUGAGUGAUGAGCAAGCUUUUCUUUUCACCUUCAGUGGAGAAAAGCUCCUCAAAUAUCCCGUCACCAGUCCCACCUAUGCAGUGAGAAUGAUAGCUAACUCUGGUCCAUAUUUUGGAGAAGCAUUGGCUCUUGUCAUUGGAAGCCAAGCAGUAGUGCACAGCAGUCCAGGAAAUUAUUAUAACUUCAAUGCUGCAGAAAUGCACGGCAACGACCUCAACCUGACGGACUGUGAAGUCUAUCAAGUGGAGGAAAGCCCAGAAUUUGAGAAGCCAUGGAGGCCAGUGGUCUGGGAAAAUGAGAAGAGGACAGAGAUGAUGGACAGUAUUAAGCUCUACUGUCCUUUGGCCAGCUCUGUGUCCCAGGUUCGGGUUCUGCUCAUUGGACCAGUUGGAUCUGGAAAAUCCAGCUUCUUUAAUUCUAUCAACUCUGUAUUCAGAGGCCACGUCACCAAUCAGGCCAUCGCUGGCUGCUCUACCACCAGCCUCACGACACAGUUUCGCACAUACUCGGUGAAAGCUGGACGAGAAGGAAAACCUCUGCCAAUCAUCUUGUGUGAUACCAUGGGAUUGGAGGAAAGCACGGGGGCGGGACUUGACAUAGAUGAUAUCGUCAGCAUCCUCAAAGGUCAUCUGCCAGACAGUUAUCAGUUCAACCCCUCUGCUCCUCUGCAAUCGGAGGCCCAUGGCUAUCGUAAGUCUCCAGCGCUCAAGGACAAAAUCCACUGUGUGGUCUACAUCAUUGAUGCUUGCAAGGUCUCCAUCAUGCCCACAAAGCUGGAGGAGAAGCUGGGAGCUAUCCGCAAAAAGGUCAACUCAAUGGGGAUUCCUCAGCUGGUCCUGAUGACCAAAGUGGAUGAAGCCUGUCCUUUUGUUUCACAGGACAUUAAGAACAUAUACAAGAGCAGCUACAUCAAGGAACUGAUGCAGGAGGUCAGUGCUCGGCUCGGUGUGCCUUUGUCCUGCGUUGUUCCGGUGAAGAACUACAGCCAAGAAUUGGAGUUGGACCUGGACUGCGACAUCCUACUACUCACCUCCAUCAUUCAGAUGCUUCGCUUCGCUGAUAAUUACUUUGAUGAGCUUAGUGACCGAUCCAGCAGCAUUCAAACUAAAGAAUAGAAGCUGCUGUUGAGGCCAGGUCAGACCUCCCUGCAGGCCGGCUACCCUGUUUUCCCCUUCAGUUUGGUUUUCUUUGGUAUUGGACUGUUGCUUUGUGGUAUUUACCUUGUUUUGCCUACAACAACACCUUCACACAUAUACAUUCAUGCAACCAUCAUCCUGCACAGACACUACUGAACCCAUAGACUACAUACCUCAUACUUUAAUUACCGUAUGUUAGU
Messenger RNA from Micropterus dolomieu (smallmouth bass), 1582 nucleotides. Its product is annotated as interferon-induced protein 44-like. The record is from RefSeq and is a predicted model, not a curated record. The transcript is spliced from 8 exons. Bases 24 to 1361 code for a protein of 445 amino acids. Gene Ontology annotation, molecular function: GTP binding. Lineage: Eukaryota; Metazoa; Chordata; Actinopteri; Centrarchiformes; Centrarchidae.